UAAAUGGGUUGUUUUACUAUUAGAAGCCAAUUAGAAGCCAUCUAUGGCCAGGUGAAACACUAACGAGAUUACAUGCUCCUCGUUCUACAUUCAAUUUUAAGGAUGAUAUGGAGGUAUUUUCCCCUCUUGUGGAUGUUCAUCCUAUUACACCCUCGCUGGAUAAGCUGUGGGAUGGUCAUGAUGGUGCAAAAAAAGAGCACCUACCCAAUAUAAGAAGCCAUCCUCCCUACUGUUUCCUUCUAGCAGGAGGUUUGCUUUUGCUGAUGAUGGAGCCAGUGAUCACCAUUACUUGAUUGAAAGUCCAGUUCAAUGUCUCAACAGAUUUUUUGCUUUUUGCUUGUUUAUUAUUGAUGACAGUAAUGCAUAACAUAUUUAUUUUGAUUUUUUUUGUACAAGAUAUUACUUUAAAUCUCCAUGGUAAUGUUCUGCUAGUUUCAUGCAAGUAUAUGAGUUGAUCCUAAGUUGUCAUUUUUGCAUAGGAUGGGAAUUUGCUUUUUUUGUGCAUUAUGUUGUAUGUUUGGAGCAUUAUGCAUGCUUGUAUUAACAAGUCCAAUAGAUCAACAGUGUUUUAGUAUGGCUUUGCAUGUUUUGAGGAUUUCUCUGAUUUACAAUAUAAUUGCAGACAACUUUUUAUCAUCUGCAGUGGGAUGUCAUUUCCAACAACUUUCAUUUCUCUUAAUAAAUGAAUUAGCUGAGCUUGAUUCACAGGCUGUUAUAUCCUAUGUUCUUUAGUCAUAGAACUGUUUCUGAUACUUAAUUUGGUUUUUUGAGAGCAAUUGAUAUGGCCUUUCAGUCUUUUUUCCCCAUAAUGAAGUUUGUACACCACUUAUCUUCACAGGAUGUGACGAAGUCUUUUACAGCGUUGGAAUCUACCCCUACACCAUCUCCCAAGAGUGAAGAGACCUCCAUCACUCCUCCAGAAGCUUGGGAUGGUUAGAAGAUAUCAGACAAAUUUGCUCACCUUCGCCAGCUGCCAUCUCGUUUUGGGAUGCAAGCUUCUGGUGGUCUGACAACGAGCUCUAUUUAUGCUGGACAAGAUCAGUCUUCAAUGCUCAGUCAGACCAGUUCUAACCUAGCUAUGAAAAUUUGCACACGAAAGAUGUCUCUUCAAAUCAGGAGACUUCUUCAUUGGGAUUUCCUGAACAUUUCUCCUCGAGCUCCAUGUCUGCUUUAUCUUUUGGUUCAAAAGGCAUUACUAGAGCUGGCAGCCUUGACUCACCAAAACUAGCUUCUUUAGCACCGCCUCGAAGGUUUUUGACAUAUGCCGAGAGAAUUAGUACUACAUCUGCAUUUAGUGAUGGAACAUCCCAUUUGGUGGCUUCUCCAAAAACAAAAGGAAACAGGAGCUGAAACCAGAGAAAAGCGGUUUAAUAGCCUGUUAUUGAGGUCUGAUUCUUUGACUGCAGCGGCCUCAGGAGUUCUUCCAGCAAUGAAUGGAGGAACAUUACAACCCCCCAAAGCAUCUCAACAAGAUCCCCAACAAGGAAGCAACUUUACUCUUCAGCUAUUUCAACGAAUUCUAGAAGAAACCCUCGAUUCAUUUCAGAAAUCCCUUCAUGGAGAUAUGAGAAACUUGCAUAUUGAAAUUUUAAGACAAUUCCACAUGCAGGAGAUGGAGAUGUCUCGUGUGAUGAGCUCCAUAUUACAGAACCAAGCUGAACUGAUGGAAGAGGUUAAGUCUCUCCGGAAAGAAAAUCAGCAGCUUCGUCAAUUGCUUUGAGCGCUGAUUAAACAACAUUAUCGUGUGAGGUUAGUGAAUGCCUCUUCUGAUCACAUUGCCGUAACUUCUGUUUCAUCAGUAGGCUUGUCUCAUAUCAGAGUAAAACUGCUUACAAAUGUGAGGCUAAGAUUUUUACUUUUCAGAAACAUGUAUAUAAAUGCUUCUCGGUUGAUUGAAAAUGAAGCAUUUAACACGAUUAUCUUAGUACAUAGAGUUCCCUGAAUUUAAUGCAUUUUGAUUUGUGUAACCUUAUUAAAACAAGUCUUCAAUAGAAAGUUGAGUAGCUACUCUGUUAUUGUUUA
Messenger RNA from Gossypium raimondii (Peruvian cotton), 2022 nucleotides. RefSeq names its product protein NEDD1-like. The coding region runs from base 1262 to 1720 and encodes 152 amino acids. The record is from RefSeq and is a predicted model, not a curated record. Gene Ontology annotation, biological process: regulation of phragmoplast microtubule organization; regulation of microtubule nucleation; positive regulation of cytokinesis. NCBI's taxonomy places the organism in Eukaryota, Viridiplantae, Streptophyta, Magnoliopsida, Malvales, Malvaceae. The transcript is spliced from 3 exons. Gene Ontology annotation, molecular function: gamma-tubulin complex binding. Gene Ontology annotation, cellular component: kinetochore microtubule.